AUGAAAUUCAACUUCAUCAAAAAUGACUUUCUUGCCACUAUUGUUCUCAUCUACCCGCAAUUGCACUACGGCUGCGUUCAGGAGCGCAUGGGCUACGACCAACAACGAAUCGCCCAACUUCGACACGAAAUUGGAAUUCAAAGAAAGACAGUUGAAAGGGCUCGGGCGCUUAUAGCGUAA
Messenger RNA from Eimeria tenella, 180 nucleotides. RefSeq lists its product as uncharacterized. Lineage: Eukaryota; Apicomplexa; Conoidasida; Eucoccidiorida; Eimeriidae. The coding region runs from base 1 to 180 and encodes 59 amino acids. The record is from RefSeq and is a predicted model, not a curated record. The transcript has a single exon.